AUGCGACAACAACAUGACAUUGACCUGCGCAACAUGCAUGCCAAGCACGAAGCCGACCUAGCGACAAUGCGGACAGCCAAUGAAGCAGACCUCGCGGCGUUACGCGAAGAAAAUGAGCGCAUUCGCGCCCAACUCCCUCAAGGCCCCUCUGAUCGACCUCCUCACGAGAGCAACAUCCAUGAGGACGAGGCACACUCGGCCUCUCAAUCUCGGACGGCGACUAGGGCACCAACCUCACGGCCCGCCACGCACCGAUCUCAUGCAUCGACGCACAAGGUUUUUCCGACCUCGCUCAAAGUAGCCGCACUCCACUGGUACACCCAGCUACCCACUGAGUCCAUCGACAGCUUCAGCACCCUAAUCCGGCGGUUCAUGGCACAAUACGCCACCAGCCGACCUCACCACACAACCUCCACUACUUUGGCCAACCUCAGGCAGAAUGAUGACGAACCUCUGCGAACCUUCAUGGAGCGUUUCUCCAACAUCUCGGUGAGGAUCCAGAACUUAAACCCCAAGGUCGCCCUGCACUCCAUGCUCAUGGCCCUCAAAGCUGGCCCCUUUGUCGACAAUCUCUACCGAGACCCCCCCCCCCCGGCCGGAUACAUCCAGAUGGAGGAGCACUCCGCCUUCCGCGACCAGGUUCGCGGGAAAGCUCCAGCAAAGUCGGAACAAGGGCAUAAGGAUAAAAUCAAAGUCAACAACGACAGUCAAUUCAAGAAGUCGACUAAGGCAAACAGAGGGGGGAGAUACGACUUCUACACUCCCCUGAACGCACCUAGGGUACACAUCCUAGAGGAAGCCAGCAACAACAAUCUGCUCGCCCUCCCACCGCCGGGUCACACUCCUAACAGCGCCGACAAGUCUAAGCACUACCGGUACCACAGGAACCAUGGUCACAUCACAGAAGAAUGUCGCACACUCCGGGAUCGCAUCGAGGAGCUCAUUCAAGCGGGCCACCUCGGCCAAUACAUCCAGCGAUAG
Cajanus cajan (pigeon pea) is the source of this 981-nucleotide messenger RNA. The record is from RefSeq and is a predicted model, not a curated record. Lineage: Eukaryota; Viridiplantae; Streptophyta; Magnoliopsida; Fabales; Fabaceae.